Aspergillus pseudotamarii is the source of this 809-nucleotide messenger RNA. RefSeq lists its product as uncharacterized. The transcript has a single exon. The coding region runs from base 162 to 605 and encodes 147 amino acids. Lineage: Eukaryota; Fungi; Ascomycota; Eurotiomycetes; Eurotiales; Aspergillaceae. The record is from RefSeq and is a predicted model, not a curated record.
CUACCAAUUUGAAUCAACCCCAUGGGCACGUGCUCCGCCAGUCACCGCUUUUGCCACCCAUUUAUUUCAUUGGAUUUUUUCCGUUCCGCCUGCCAAGAACAACAGGCACGAUUCUUCGUUAACCGAACUUCGUAUUUAUUUUUCCUCCCCCCACUACGUGAAUGCAACGAUACCGGUGGGGAGCGCACAAAUUUCUGUGCUUGGCACGACUACUAGUAAUGCACCUUCUCGACUCGGUUAUGAUAGCCCUCAGCCGUUCAAUUCUGAACGGUCUCGAGCCGGUCGGUGUGUCUUGCAUGUUGCCAAUUCAUCUUGGCUUAGAUCUAUCAACUCCUUCGGAAGAGCAUCCAUGCCAGAUAGGGUACUCACGCAGAACCUUUGACAGAAUACUGACUGGACCUCGAUCGUUGGGCGGGAUUUACUACCGAUUGGAGGGCCUUUUCAGAGCUUAUUUCUCCACUCUGGAGUCUGGUCCCCGGACAGUUUUCGUAGAGAACAGCAAGACACACAUGGCAAUCCGUCGGAACACCAAAGGAUUGUCAACACGUGAGUGGUCCGAUGCCAUGAAAUUGAUUCACAAAGAGGUCAUUGGUCGGCCUCAGUGAUAGAAAUCCGCAGAUACGGACAGCCAAAACCUUCUUUGCGAUGCAACGUUCUCGAUCACUCGAUGCCGCAGUAGACGGAAUAUGGAUUCUGGCACCGACCGUUGUCAAUGGGACCACGAGUCAGUUUGCUAUUAGUCCUGUUCAGAACUAUCCGCAUAUACGGACCCUGGUGUUCACUCGCGAUUGUGUCAACCGUGAGGCGUG